GCAGUCGUGUCCAAUAUGGCGUGCGUGUUGUGAGCGAUGUUAACGUGCAGGUAGCGCCCCUGCUCCUAACACUUGGACAGAUCUCCGUGAGCGAGGAGAACGAUGUAAUCACAGGAAAAUAAUAUCAAAACAAUGUACAAUGAACUACAGUGGAAAUAUGCCAGAUUGGCAUCAGUAUAAUCCCCCGCAAUCAGGAAUAAACGACGUAACAUCGACCGCUCAAAAUGUCAAUUCGGGACACUUGCCGUUUAUCUCCAGUAUUAGUCCGACCUGCCCGACGCAGCUGAACGGCCUGAAUCUCAGCACGGGAGAGGGCCUCGAGAAACAUCAGAACGACCCGAAUUUCAAUCAUCCGAGGCACUUUCAGCAUCAGCCGCAUCUGCCGGGCAACAUCUCGCACGGUCACAAUGCCGCCGACAACAAUCCCCUGGCGUCGAUGGUGCAGAUGCAGAAUUGCAUUGGCCAUUACGGGCCUACGUCGAAUACGAGAAAUCCCAUGGUGGACAAUCUGAAUGGGCCUAUGGACCCGAGGAACGCCGCGAUAGGCGGUAUGAACGAGGAGUUGGGCUACAGAAACAAUCAGGUGCCUUUAAACGGGCCCAUCUCGCAUCAUCUGAAUGGACCGAACGUGAUGAAUAUGAAUGCGUCGCACGCGCCGAUAGGACCGCGAAACACGAACGUGAACUCGCAUGCCGCCAGCAGAACGGCGGGCCAGCCGUCGUCCUUCGUUCCUUGCAAGGGAUAUUGCUGCAAUCCGGAUCCCAACAUGAGCUAUCAGCAGCAGUGGGAGAAGUACUGCUCCUACCAGAACAACGCGACUUACAGGGAGAACGUUCGCACGUCCACCGGAUAUCAAACAACGGACGCACGGCGAUUCGGGAACGAGUACAACUUCAGGAAGGACAAUUUCGACGGCAAGGAGGCUCUGUCGCCUAUGGUGCCACCGUCUAACGGGCCCAAUGCGGAUCACCGGAGGAACUUUUCCGAUUUUAAGUACCGCAAGGACCGCCUGCUCUCCCGCGGCUACCCGUCCGCCUCGAGCAUGUUGCAGAACUACACCAUGCAAAACUACAAUUACGCGGGGGAGUACCAAAAGUAUCCGUACAACGUUAAAGACUACUCCAAGAUGAGCGGCAUGAACGUCCCGAGUCAGGGUAUGGUUAAACACCCGGAGCAGGGCUUCACGAUGCCCCAGCAGAAGUACAACAGCAAGCAGGUGUCGUAUCAGACCGGCGGCGUUAUUAUGCCGAAUACCAACAUGCCGUCCACGAGUGUUCCGAACCCGAGUAUGAUGCCACCAGCGCAGAAUGCCUACUUCAAUUCGCAGUACCCGCGGAAUCUGCCGACCGACGCGUCGCACGACUGUCAGGAGGUCGCCGACAACGCGUCCAUGGUGAACAGGAUGCAAACAUCCGCGGCCAUGCACGCUCCUCCCGCCCAUUUGCGGUAUCAGAUACAACAGCAGAAGAUGGCGAUGCAGAGAUUCUCGAUGGAGAAUCAUCUGAGGGAGCUGGAGAGGACCAUACCCGGGUACCAGUCGCAUCCCAAAUAUAAGGAAUAUUUUCAUAGGUAUAGAGAAAUAGUGAAAAUGCAGCAAUCCGCGUAUCAGGGACCGAUACAGCAGACACCGUGCGCCGCCACGUCGACGACUGCCGUUAACACCUCCGCCAUGCCGCCGAUAAACUUGCAGUUCGAUCAGAAUGGCGUUUUAAUCAAUUCGAAUUACAUGCCCGCGGCUUUCCCCAGGGUGCAACAAGCGGGGCAGGUGAAUUCUCAGGCGGCGCCGGUGGACGGUCCGGUGGAUAAGCAGGGCAAGCAGGACGGCAACGGCGUUCCCGAGAUGGCGAGUCGCAACGUUCAGAAGCCGGAGCAAUUGAUCUCGCAGCAACACGACGGCCAUCACGCGACCGCGUUGUGCGCGGAAAGCAUGCAGAAGCAGGGCCGAUACCCCGCGCAGAAGAGCCUCGAUCAUCAAAAUCAGUACGAGGCCCAGAAGGCGGGAGGCGAGAGCUUCAACAAUCUAGCCGGGAACGCGAGCAACGCGGCAGUUAUGCAGCAGAAAAUGUCCAAGGAGUUCGCCGACAAGCCGGAGCUCGAUGUGCGGCAGUUUCUCGCAAAUUGGGACGAGUCGGAGGACGAGGACGGCGCGGGCGCCGGCUUGCCGGGCGCCGUUCUGAGCGACUCGACACCGGUGGUGGUCGUGGGCUACGAGAACGUGGAUCUCUCGGCGAAGACGUUGGCGGGUCUGGAGGUCUCCAAGCCGGAGGCGAUCGCUCCGGGAGUGAUUACGUUCGAGAAUCGAGAGAAGAGCGACGUCGGCGUGGUGCCGGCGCAGGACUGCCUGACGAUAUCGUACUCGACCGCGGAGAACAUCGAGAUCGCGAAGGACCCGGCGUGCAAGGACAUCGCGAAGGAGGCUAUCGUGCGGCCGGGCAGCCACAUCAUACAGUGCAUAAGCAACGGGCCCGACGAGGUACCGACGAUACACAUAGUCGACAAUCUGGAGAUAGGUAGUAUUUUGCAGGUCACCAACGGUCAAGUGACCGAGACUCUGGGGCGGCCGGACGCGGUGUCGUUCUUCCAAGAGGGAACGGAAGUCGCGGCGGCCACGAUAACCCUCGAGGCUGACAAGUUCAAGAAGACCGACGACAGUGCGACCGAGCCGACCGCGUCGACCGAGUACGAUGGAAACGAUCUUGGAAAUCUGAGCAACGUCGUCGAAGGCGAUCCUGCCCCGCCUAAAACGGUCGAGAGUACGCCGCAAACGUCGCGAGUAAACGACCAGGUGGUCGCUGUCCUGCCCACGUCCGCGAAGGACUCCGCCCGAGACGCGAAUUUGAAGAAGCAGAGCAGUUUCGCGAGCGAGGAAUCUCAUAAUCCGGACGAUAUAAGCCUGCCGGACUUGCCCACGUCCGAGUGCACCCCGAUCUCCACCACGCUUAACACGCCGAUUCACUCCGACAACGAGGAGUCAUCGGAGCACGUCGAGGACCUCACGAUACCGACAAAUCCGAUCGAGAUUAUGCAGAACAGCCCCAUGAUCAGUUUCACGCAGUCGCCGACGAAGGCAGAGCCCUACGAUCAUCUGAGCGGUGAGGAAACCGUCCGUAAUAAACCUGCCGAUUCGUUAGACGGAAAUGAAUAUCAGACGGAGAACCGCUUCAAAAACAACGGCGGCGAUAACAACCUGCUCGGUCACGAUGCUAUUCUCAAUACAUUUGAAUUUUCCGCGAGUGCCGAUAAGAACGGAUCUGUGACGUCCGCGAAAAGUGGCAAGGAGCGCGCGAAUCUAAAUGGAGCUUCCGCUUCGGCAAACAACAGCGAGAAGAUAUUCGCGCCCGACAACGAAACGGAAACUGUGGAGGCCACCGCUAGCAUGCGCAUGACUCUGACCUCCGGCGAGUAUGAAUUAAAGAUCGUGUCAACGGGAGCGCAGAAUAAAACGGUGCAGGCUUAUAAAAAUUUAACGAGCGACCGCCGCGCUAAUGAAUCUCAAGCAGCAGCGAAUCCGGAUGCACAUAACAAGUCGCAGGCAGAAACGAAUGCAAAAGCCGCGUCGCGGUACGGUGACUCGGCGAAAAUCGAUAACGCAUCGCAGAAUGUCACGAACAAUUCCGACCCCGUUGAAUUGGACGACGGUCAGGAUGGUGUUAACUAUGCCGGAAGGAGACGCGUCUCCUCGACCGAAAUGACCCGUCAGACGUCAACGAAUAGAGCGAGCUCGUCACCGACGAACGACGUCGCGCCGAGGAGUUCCAGGACAGCAGAGGACAGUUGCGUGACGCAGGUUGUUAAAGGUAAUUCACCGGCAUCACAUGGCGCGAGGCAUCUGGGUGGCGAGAAGUUGCGGAAAUCCUCGUUCGCGAACGAGGACUCUGCCGCGGAGAAGAGCGCCGCCGGCGGUAACAGGCCGGCGAGAAUCGACGCGACGGACCCGAAGAGCUCACGGCACGCGAGGCACGCGGAUCACAGGAAGUCGAUCUCGAGCGACCAGGCGAUCUCUCGUAAGAAGAGAUACUUGUUGGAGAACACGGCGGAGAGGUGCGGCGAGACCAUCGUGCAUCACAAUAAACAUACUCAAGAUGCGGCGACGCACAAGGACAGAUCCUGUAAUGAAAAUCCCAAGGGAUCCAACAGCGCGCCUAACAAACCGAGAGUGAUCGAGAACGUUAGUAUCGUCGACAGCGCGGAAAGGAUGCGGCUUCUGAAGGAGUACAGAAGAAUAAAGUACAAGUCGCUCGGCGUCAGCGAUGUCUACGACAAGGGCAAGGACGCGCUGGAGGCCACCGAUUAUGCGGCGAAUAAGAAAUUUCAUCGUUCAUCGAAUCCCGACGAACCGUCGCCGUGCGACAAUCAGCUGUGCCAGAAGGACGUGACGAGAUCUAAAUCGUCCGAGGAGCAGGACGGGAAGCGCGCGAACAUCUUGAAGACGUUCGUGACUAAUAAUAUGAACCCCGACUUCGCCAUUCAAGUUACGAACGUCAAUCUGAAGCUCAAGGAUGACGAUCACCAGAAGGGCUCGCAGCAUUCGAGGGAGGAGACGAAGAGCGGCGGUUCCCUCGACGGAAUCAAAAUUGAGAUAAACGUGUCGUGCACGGAGCGGAACACAACGGAGAAGCUGCUGCACGAGAACAUCAAGAAUGCCGUCGCCGAGACGAUCGGCCACUUGACUAGUUCGAUCUCGAACGGGGCACGAUCGAAUUCGAUGAGUAUAUCGGAGAUUCAGUGCGACAAGAAGAUGAUCUGCGACAAAGCGGAUCGCCGGGAUUACGAGAAGCGCAGUAGUCGACCACCGUCCGCCGGCCCGGAAGUGUCUGCGCAUAAUGAAGCUCACGAAGAUCACAACGACGCCCUCAAGUCGGCGGCCGCAUGCAAGGACGAUACGAGCGGCGAGGCGCUUGCCUCGAAGAAACGGCGAAGUUCAUUGUCGGAGCAAGAAUUGAUUAGUGACGUAUACGAAGAUAGCGGUAUGUUUUCAAAUUGUACAGAACCGCCUAGUUGCGAUGUGAUCUUACGAGACGAUGCUACUCUUUCAGGUAACGUUAAUACCGAGUCUGAGCUGGCAUCGAGCGGCUUGAAAACUUCACGAUCGGAGCAGGCGACGGUCAGAAGGAGAAGCGUGCAAGAUGCGGAAAGGAAGGUCGCGGCUACCAGCUUCUGCGACGAGGAAUUGAAAGCCUCUUCGGAUAAUUCGCCGUAUUUAGGCGCGAAGAGUGUCAUCGUGCCGAAGAAGGAGCAUCAGGAAACAGCCGUCGCUUCUUCGUGCAGGAGCGCGAAAAAUUUUGAAGACGAUGCCGCGUCUAAAUUAAACGUCAUCCCGUCGACUUCUUCGGGCACGGUGGAGCCCAGCAUGGAGGAUGCCAAUUACGAUCAUCCCGCGCAUCUUGAUUACAAUCACUUUGACGUCGCGCCGAAUGAAAACAAGGACGCCGGCGACAGGCGUGCCGCCGACAGAUGGAAGAGACCAAAGAGAGACGACGGUAGAUUCGGCAACUUCGAUCUGUACGGAAACAGCAGCGGUUACGUGAACCCGACCUUCUUCGCGGACGAGCUGGAGAAUCGAAAUACAGUUCCUGUGUACACCACCAAAGACGGAAAGAUAACUUACAGUCCUAAUCCUCGCACGUAUCGCGAGCUACUUGUGGAGGCCCGCGCGAAGGAUGGUUACGGUAAUCAAGCCCGCGAAUCAUAUUGCGCGAGAUCUCCGUCGUACGAUUAUUACAAUUGCUCCAAGUUACGGAAGGUGUUCAAGAGAAAUCGCGACGUCACCGGUCGGAAGAGGGAGAUCGAAUCCGCGGAGGCCAAGCCCGCCGCGAAGCACGUCGAUUAUUCGUCGAAUAAUAAUGCCGUUCACAAAAACGCCAACUGCGCGAAAACCCGCGAUACGUCGCAUUUAGAGUUCUUCAACGACGACGCGGACAAGUUGUACGCGAGCAAGAGCGAACAGGAGAGCAAGGAGGCCAGCAAGAGGAAUAUCGUGGAUCUGGACUUUCUCGAGAAGCAAUACAAUCCGGACAACGAAUCCGCGACCGUCAUUAAGCACUGCAAGACGAAAGUGUUCGCGGAAAAUCUCGAGUACGAGAAAGGAUACAACGAAAGCUCCGUGUUCGAGUCGAAUUUAUUUCUGGAGCCCAGAGCCGCGUGUUGGGAGGAGACGAUGGAGUCGGUUAAGUCGUACUCCUCUCACAUCGACAGGAGAAACAGCGGUAAAAGAGAGCUGAACUUCAGCGAGAUCUUCACCGCGCAGAAACGCGGAUUGGAUCCCUUCCCGUUCCUGCCCGCGGAGCAAGACACUUCCGACAGCGGCAAUCGUAAGACGAAUUGCGACGUGACGAACGAGCCAGCGUCGCGUCACGCAACUACGUGCAGCUACAUCGACGAUCUACGUUCGAUUCGGAACGACGAUUCGCGGUGUGAACAAUCGGACGCCGCUUUAUGCAAUAGGCAGGAAAAUGAGUAUAAUAAUCAGAACGUUACGUCAGCAGAGAUCAGCGACAAGCCGGUAAGCAUACUUGACGCGUCGUUGAAUAUGCAAAGUAACGAUGAACAAAAGCGAGAAUCUCGUCAGUUCGAUGAAGACGAAUCCGGUGCAAUUAAACUCGAUGAGAGGGCACGAUCGUGUUCGCCUAAAAUAACGAACGAGAAAAUUCACGAUCUAGAAGAUCAAUGUUCUACGAGCUACGUUGAAGACAAUGAAGCCUCGACGAAACAUCCAGUGGAAGACGAUUCGCAUCUUCCUCGCGCUGUCUCCCCGGAGAAAGAUAAAUCCGAUGCCGAAGUUGCAAACCCGAAGGAGAUCUCGGAUGAAGAACCCGCCAAAGUCGCAAGUCCGAAAUUAAACGUCGAAUCUACAGAUUCGCCCAACGAGCCGAAAAAUACGGAAACGGUAAAAGAAUCCGCGCUCGCUACGAUCGAGCGCGGUGAUGAAAUCGACGACUCGGCGAAAGGUGAUUCAGACUCUGCCGUGAAUCAGGAGAUUGUAUAUCAGCAGCAAGUUUCAUCAGCCACGAUCGAUCACAAAGAUAGAGAAGAGACUGCGCCUGCCGCGGAAUCGAAUGUUUCGGCCGAGGUAAAUUUCGAUCGAACAGACGAGCAAGACGCGUGCGACAGAGAAGAUCCUGCGACAUCUAAAGAGGACGAACCGAGUGACUUGCGAAAUCCACCUGAUGCCGCGUUCGUGGAGCAAACGCUCGACGGGGAACGCAACGAGCGGCAGUCGGAAAUACCGGAGAACGAUGAACAGAGAGCCGAGAUCUCUUUGAAGGAUCAGGGAGUUAAUGAAGUCGACACUUGUUCCACGAUAAUAUCUACGCCAGCCGUCGCUUUGGACCUGCGAACGGAGAAUGUGUGCGAUUUAUUCGCAUGCGAGAGGCGCGAGCAAAAUAUAUCCGAGUUCACCGUUAUCAAGAGCAUCAUUAAGGGCGACAAGAAGCAGUGUCAAGAAGCCGAGACGAGCGAGACUCCUAGGGAUUGCGGCAGCAUAAUCGACACCAAGCUGCUGUGCAUGGACUCCACCGAUUGCGGGAUCUACCCGGAGGACAGAUGCGCGCUGGUGCAGAUGUCCGAGCACGAUUUCACGGAGGACGACAGCAUGGUGCCGAUGGUGUGGGAGACGAGCCAGAUCCAGGAAGACGCCGUCAAUCGUCUGUGCAGCAUCGACGAGUCGCCGAUCGACUUCGCGGGCGCGGUUAACUCGCUCCAGGAUAAUUCGCUGCUGGGCCAUCUGUCCCUGUCGCGGAUGUCCGCUACCAAAGAACCCCAAGUCGCGGAGGUGACUAACGAAAUUGAAAGCAAGACGAUCGACGAGUUCGUGCCGGCGGUCGAAUCGGCGGCGGCGGCGACGAUCGAGGAAUCUAAGGCGACACUGAGCCACGACGAGAGCAGGGAGCAAAUUUCAGAGCACAGUCAAAUUUCUUCCAGUGGCUUCGAGAAGAUCGCGUACUUGCGCGCGACCGAUUGCAACGCCAACACAAAGAUGGUUCCCAAGCUUGUCAUCAAGAAGAGCGAGACUAGCUCGAAAUUCAUUACCAAGGCGGGUGCCUCCUGCGUGACGCAGGACAGCGUAGCCAACAAGUCGAUCUGCCAACCGAAGAUACCAAAGAUGAUCAUCAGGAACGCUAGAUCCCGCCCGGGGACUCCGUCCAUCGAGGCGGUUCACGAAGAAACUUCUGUUCAGACAAGUAUCUCCGAUCGAGCGUUGCUCACGAACGAGGAUCUGUGCGAGAGCAAUUCCGAAAGUUCUCUACACGAGUCAAAUAGUUAUAGAAAUAAGAUCCCCAAGAUGAAGAUUAAGCUGGACGAUAAGCAUUCCAACAAAAUAAUGAGAGCCGAUGACGAGGAGAUUUGCGUUAAACGCAAAAACGCGAAGAAAACGACACCGAAAGUGAAAAUAAAGAGUACCUUGCGGUCCGAUCUCGCGGAUAAUUCGGUUUGCGGCAGUAUGAUUUCUCAGGACUCGAGGGAUUCGGCAAGAUACGAGGAGAAGAUACCUAUAUUAAAAUUGCGGAAGCAGGAGAGGAACAGGUCGUCAUCUCCGGAAGUGACGCGGAAGAGGCAGAGCUCGAGCUAUUCGGACGCCGCGCCGGUCAAGAAGUACCGACGAUCGGAACGCGACGAGACGGAACAUCACACGAGACGCAGCAACUCCUCCGAUUCGACGCGAACGAACGCGUCGGAGUGCGAAACGAAGAAGAAUCCCUUGCGCAUCUCCGAGAAGAUUCCCAAGGUGAUCAUCAAGAGAACGUCGUCUAGCGCGGAGUUCAAGUGCGAGCUCAGCAAAUGCUACAAGAAUGUCAUCGCGAGGAGCGCCAAGUGGCAACCGGAGGUCAAACUGGAGAGGCACCGUAUCCUGGACAGCAUGGUGAAGGAUUUGAAGUUAACUCUGUCCCCGAUCACGUUACGGGCUCUCGACAGGAUGUCCGCGAGUCGCAGGGACGGCCAUCGUCGAGAGAAGCAAGGUGACUGUAAACUGUCCAGAUCGAACUCAACGUCCGACCUACUUCCGACCAAGUGUAAGCAGAGGAGAAUGUCGGAUUACGACUGUAGUAAAAAAGCCAACGACGCGUCGAAGGUCGAUGUCAAUUUUGCGCCGUCACCAGACACAGAUUCCAGAGACGCGCGAAUCAAGACGUGCACCACGCCGAAGAGGAACGCAUUGUCCAGAAGUAACAAGUCAGCGACCAACGAAUGCCAAAGGGACAAUAAACGUAGGUCGAGAUCUCGCGACAAUAAUCCACGAUCGGAGGCGGAGUCCGACAGAGAAAUCAAUCGGUCGUCUAAAAGAGUCAACUCGCAGAAGAUUACCGCUCAAUGCGACAAGCACAAGACCGACGGUUUCGACAUCGAUCGCGAACGAGCGGCGAAAGCGGACGAAGAUACGAUCUCAGGUAAGAAGAACAUCCCCGUCAAGCAUCCAAGCAGCUCAAGUUUCAAGCUUGCGUUAAAGGAGUUGAAAGCGACAUCGAAGAUAGAAACCUGUUUCGCGAAAUUGCCCGGUCCGAGCGAAACGUCGUCCGAGGAAGUCAAUUUACAGGCUGACAAGAGGAAGGACGACGAGCCCUUCUUGAGCAAGGACGUUAGCAAAAUUGUGAUAAAAAAGGAACUUCUGAGUACCUCCAGCGACAUGGAUAACGAUUGCACUCUGCAGGACGAAACUGACCUGCUUAAGGACGACUCCGCGAGCAUGCUGGAUAAUUUCGAGAACAGCGCCGUUAUUAAAGUCGAAUCGUCGGACGACAGCCAGUCGACCAUAGAGAUCCUGCCCGCUUCGCCGGAUGAUAAUCGCAGCGAGCUGGAGAGGCACAUGGUCGAGGAUGGCGAGCAAUUGUAUUCGGCGGAUGCGAUCCCGACUCAAUUCGAGCUGGAGUUAGAGAUCGCGGACAACAGCAACACGGAUCUGCUGGAUGCGUCCAUGCCGAAACUCGAUCCCAUCGGCUGUUACAAUUCAAAUCGUGUAACUGAAGAGUCGAGCGAUCAAACCGCGACGGCGGAACGUUGCGACAAAUCUGACGCUUCCUCUCGCGGCAAGAAUUCGCUCGAGAAAGAUAUGAGUGUCGUGGAAAUUGAUGUCAACAACAGCGAUGACAGAUCCGCAUUGGAGAACGGCUCGGCUGGCACUGUCAGAGAGAUCUCUUUGAAAGCCCCGUGUUACAAGGCGACGGGCAUCGCUGCGACGAGGGAAAACUUUUGCUGCAACGAUUCCUUGAUAAAGGAGGUUCUGGCGGCCAAGGAGACCUUGAAGAAGUGCCUUUCAAAAUCCAACUACGACGUCCAGGGUAACGCGAGAUCGAAGACAGCCGCGGAGAAGAAGCAGGGCCCGAGUUUCGAUGUCAAUUGCUUCUCGGAGGCGCCGCCCUCGAGUGACGCUUCUCAGGGCUGUCAUAGCGACGUCGCGCCUCAGACGGGCUCUGCACCCGCGGCAAGUAAGCCCAGCAAGACUGAGAAUAUAUCUAAUAUCGAGAAGUCUGAGAAGAAACAUUCCAAAUCAAGCAAAAGUUCCCUCACGAGGAAGAAACCGGAUGAAAACGAAGGAGAUUCCAAGGAGGCGGCGAAGAACACGUUCGAGUGCAAUAUGAUAUCCUUGAAAACGUUUAAACAGCUCGAUCAGGCUGCGCCGAACGAAAACCGUACCGUGCACUUGAACGAGAAACGAAAGAGUCUAACGGGCCGAGGCGACGAUGUUCCCCAUUCGCAAGAUACGCGCCGGAAAGAGAAGAAUCGGGUGUCGGCCUACAAAAUUCCCAAGAUAUCGAGAGUCACAGACGAGGGGAACGACACGAGCAACGCGAAGGAAAUCAAGCCCAAAGAGGACAACAUGCCGAUAUUGGAACCCGAGGUCGAUGUGAAUUUCGACACGAAUUCAGACAGAGAGAGCUCCAGAUCGCCGCCAGUCAUCACGAUCCAGAACAGCGAAGAUCUCGAUAUAGAGGAGUCCAAGUUGGUGGACGACAAAAUAAUAACGUCAAGCAUUAAAAAUGAAAGCAAUACGAAGAACGUUAAAGAAAGCGAGAUGUCUAUCGUCGAUCUCAUAACUCAAUUAGCUUAUCACGAAAAGGCGACGAUAAAGCACAGACGGUAUUGCAACCUGUGCGAAAGAUGGUUCCCCACAACAUCGCGGCAUCGACGGCACUUGGCUGGAUACCAACACCGUCACAUAGAACUGACCCAACGUAGAAGCAUUCACGCACUGUUCACGCUCUUCACGGGCAAGCCUUGUCCCAGGCUAGUAUCGGCGAAUGUUGUACGAAAUGAUUGCUCUGUAGGUGAAUUAACGCCGUUACAAAUUGCGGUACAGGAUGUCACAAAGUGUUUCGACCGUACGCAGCAGAGCCCGAGGAAGGAAAACGACGUUGCUAAAUAAUCGCGAGUAAGUUAUUUGGGCUACAAGCAUAUAUACAUAUAUAUACAGUUACUGUGAUUACAUAAUAACGGCUUACAGUGCAAUCUUCUACAAAUCCGUUAUAUCCGCGACGAUAAAAGAUCGAAUAUUUUAUAUUGCGGCUGAAUCGCGAGCGAUCCAGCUGCUACUGUUAACUGGCGUCGGCAUCGAAAUUUUUAACUGCUAGAUGAAAACGAACGCUUCGAAAAAGUUUGCUGAUUUUAGCUAAGUCAACCGUUGUGGGUCAUUAUUAACAAAGAAGUUACCCGAGGGACAGUUCUAGCUCGCAAUUAGAUGUUUUAGCCAAAGAUUUUAACAACUAAAUAAUACACGUUCGAUUAUUUACACUUUUCAAAGGAGACUCCGGUCUUUUAUUUGUACAAAGUUUUACGAGUGAUGUUCAACUGCUGAAUGUGCUCACACUGCGAAUUUUUAUUUAUAUUAUGAAGAGACUUAUAUAAAUAUUAUAUAUAUAUAUAUAUA
Messenger RNA from Wasmannia auropunctata (little fire ant), 11860 nucleotides. RefSeq lists its product as uncharacterized. The transcript has 4 exons. The coding region runs from base 140 to 11359 and encodes 3739 amino acids. NCBI's taxonomy places the organism in Eukaryota, Metazoa, Arthropoda, Insecta, Hymenoptera, Formicidae. The record is from RefSeq and is a predicted model, not a curated record.